Metopolophium dirhodum (rose-grain aphid) is the source of this 3008-nucleotide messenger RNA. It is a transcript of the gene DCTN4-p62, whose product is annotated as dynactin subunit 4. Gene Ontology annotation, cellular component: dynactin complex. The transcript has 3 exons. The coding region runs from base 440 to 1846 and encodes 468 amino acids. Lineage: Eukaryota; Metazoa; Arthropoda; Insecta; Hemiptera; Aphididae. The record is from RefSeq and is a predicted model, not a curated record.
CUUAUCAGUUAUCACUUUAGUUCACUAAAGUCGGAAAGUGCCAAGUGGAGAGUGUAGACUGGAAACUGACUGACUCGGACUGCUUAAUAUUCUGGCUUUGAACGUUUUGGUAUUCAGAUUCUGAUGUCUGGUCUAUUAUCUUAGUGGUUUUAUUUAUAGUUAAUUAAUUUUCAUAAGUAUAGUAAUUCUAUCGUGUAUUUAUGUAUAUUAUAUUGAUGCGUGGAUCGUUUAUGCACUUGCGCCUUGCACACUUUUGUGACUGAAUUUGAUAUGAUAUAAUAUAUAAGUAAUACUUAUUGAUUUAAAAUAUUCAUACAGAGUGAGCCAGAAAGAGCGGAUAAAUGUAAUAAACUGUGAUAACUUAUAGAGUGAUUACAACCUCACCAAGCAUGCUCAGCUCCAUUCAGGCGUGGACUGAAAUAUAAUAUCAGCUGAAGAAAUGGCUUCAUAUAUGUUUCAAAAAACUAUAACAUCAAUUUGUACAUGUGGCUUACAGAAACUUUUACCUGACCUGUUUUUCUGUCGUCAUUGUAUUACACUUCGUUGUGACUUCUGUGUUAGUCAUGAAAUUGACACAACUUACUGUCCUCAUUGUUUUGAAAAUCUAUCAUCAACCGAAGCCAAACAUAAGAAAAACCGGUGUGCUUCUUGUCUAGAAUGCCCACGCUGUUUUAAUACUCUUUCAACACGUUCAUAUUCUCGAACACCUGAACCAAAAAAACCACCUCAAAAAAUGUAUUACUUACUCUGUUUAUUUUGUAACUGGCGAUCACAUGAGCCAAACAUACCUGAUCAGCCAACUUCUUCAGGUAACUGGCCAGUAAACAAAAAUCCAGAUGAUGGUCGUAUACUGGAUUUAAUCAAUUAUUAUAAGUCUGUUUCUUUAAAAGAAGUAUUUGAUAAGCAGAAAAGGAAUACCAAACAUUAUGGUCGUAAUUAUAUGCAUUUUUUGGAAAAAUUUGGUUUAAAUGCAAUGAUGGCUCGGAAAAAAGUAGGAUUUCCCAAUUUUCAUACAGAUGGUACUGGUUUUAGUACUUCAGAAAUUAAUCCAUCUGAAGCCAUUGAAAAUGUUCCUGAAUUAUCUGCAAACACAUUUGAAGAUAUUGUAGAUUUGAAACAAAUUUCAACUUUAGAACAACGUUUUGCAACUCCCGAACUUCAAGCAGAAAAUACUGAUGAUCUGUUUCCAAUUCGUAAACAUCUUAGAGUAAAACAUUCUUUACGUUGUCGUGUAUGUGAACAUAACGUUGUUAAACCAGAAUAUAAUGCUGUAAAGUUCAAAAUCAAACAUUUAGCUUAUUAUUAUGUGCCAGAAAUAAAAAUAAUCAAAUGUGAACCAUUACUAGCCGGUAAAUGGAGUUCCUUGGUACUUAAGUUAUGUAAUCCAUCACAAGCAUCUACAGCUGUACGUUUUGAAAAAUUAGAUUUAAAUGCUAUAAAUAUAAUUAGAGAGCCAAGACGAUUGGAAGGGGAAGAUCUAAUAUCUACACCCAAGCAAUUGCCGGAACCAAUUCCUAUUGUAUUAGAAUUACAGGGUGAUAUUAUAGUUCCGGAAGGUGAAAUAAAAAUUGCAGCUAGAGAUGAUACAGCUGAAUAUGAUGAUACAAACGAAGUAAAUACAGACAACGAUGACCCAAAAUAUGUAUAUUGGAGAAAAGGCAACAAAGUUGCAUUAAAAUUUGAAGUAAAGCCUAAUGAAAAUAUUAAAAAAAAUGAAAAUGUACAAUUAGGAUUUGUUAUGCAUUUUAUGUAUUCGGAUACAAUGUUACAUGUGAUUAAUCCAAAACAACCUCAAACUGUAUUAGUGCCUAUAAAAAUUGUACUGAAUUUACCUAACUCUUUUUAAUUUUUUUAUUCAAAUUCAAAUUAAAUUAAUUACAUUUGAUAUUAAAAAAAUAAUGAUAUAUAAUUUUCAAGGAUAUAAAAAUAGUCUUGUAAUUAUGAAUGAUGAAUAUGAAACAAAUAAUUAGGUAUUGUACUACUUAUAAAUAAAAAAAAAAUGUUAAGCUAUUUUAAAGAUUAAAUAAUAUAUUAUGUAUAUAAAUUAUUAGUUAACAUUGUUUACCUUUAUCAAUAUUGAAUCCAGAAAAUAUUUAAUAAUUAAUUUAUUGUACUAUACGAAAAAAGAUAUUUUUUAAUAUUCUUAAAAUGUUAAAGAAUAAAUAAUUUAUAAUUGGAAUAAGUUAUACAGCAUUAAUUUAACAUUUAUUAACUAUUAAAUAAUAUAUUAGUUUUUACAUUAUAUACUAAAAAUUGUAUGUGUUAAUUUUUGAAUAUUAAUUAUUUUAUUCUAAUGUAUACUUUAAAUCAAGUAUAUAUUGCACCAAAUAUUGAAUGUAUAUAUUUAAUUAAAGUGUAACGAGUUCAAGAAAAGUUUCUUUUAUUUUCAACAUAGUUCGGGUUAAAGUUUGAAUAUAAAUAAAUUCAUGUUUUAAAUACAAUUGGCCACCUAUAAGCUUAUGACAAUUUUGGGCCGGUGAAUAUGUAAAAUGACACUUAGAAAUAAAAAUCUCGAUGGGCCGAUACCAAUACGGGCCUGUAGAUAUGUCAUUAAAAAGUUUGAAAUACUUCUUUCUGAAAUUAUACCUAACAAGUAACUAAUUAAAUAUAAUACACUCAUUUUUUCGGAAAUUAAAUUAUUUACAUAAUAUUAAGUUUUUAAAAAAUGUAUUUUUUUAUGACAAAACGCAUUUAUAAUUUUUAUUCAAAAUCAGAAUAUUUGUUGAAGUACUUUGGUGUAUGCAAAUUUAAUUUUGUAGGAGUAGUUUAUGAAUUAUAACUUAUAAGUAUGAUUAAAGAUAUACCUAUAUGAUGUAUUAUAUUACACAAAUAUGUAUUUAUACAACCAAAAUAUUAUGUGCUAAACAGCUCAAAAUUUUAAAUAUUGAAUAUACUAAUGGUAUUUAUUUAUUUAAAUUAUGCCCUUAAGCUUAUGACAUAACAUACAAUAUCUUAAAAAUUAAAAAAUUCUUUUUUAUAAAAUAUGUAUGUACCGAAAUUGAUUAUUA